AAGAAAUAACCAGACAUCAACCGGUAUCACAAUUUGGUAAUACGACGCACCGUAAUUGGCUAAACAUACAUUAAAAGUACAUUUUAAAAUAAUGAUUAAAACGAAUUGACAGAUUUACUUCCGACAUCUUUGUUGCCAUAGUUACCAGGGCUCGCGCUGAAACAUUCCUUAGGUCACCUGUCUUGAUUGGUUCUCGAACAGUUGCGAUUAUUUAUUAUUUUAUUUAUUAUUUCUAAAGUGUUUCUGCUGUCGCCUGAGACGUUCUUGUCUAUACAGGGGGUCUUAUCUCGGGUUGACACGAGUUAUUUUAUUGUUUAUUUGUAGUUAAUUUGAGGUCUUUUCUCACUGCUAGCUGAUAGCACGAUGCAAAGUUCCAGCCUCAGUACAAACAGCAGAGGGGAAAGUCAACCGCAGAUGUGUGUUGGUUUAUCUGGACGACAGCGCAGACAGACCGGACACACUAACCGCUGUCAGUUGGCUCCUCCCCUACCUGGUGAUCUGCUGGGCCAGUCCCAGUUAGAGAGGGCAACCAAGUCAGGGAUCUAUGAUUACACACCUCACAGAUCUACAAAGUCAGUGGACACACUCCAGCAGUGGUGUGACGACUCCCAGAGCCAGCAGCCUCCUCCUCCUCCUAACGCCGUCACACCCGCCCAACUCCGUGCAUCGGAGAACAUCCAGCUGUUACACACAUCUGAAAAUCCUGGACUUGACUUCUACGUUGUCUCUCAGCAAGUGGUUCAGAACGCUAGGCCAGACGCAGUGCUAGAUUGUUUCGGGAGCAUCUGGGAGCUGCACUGUCCGUACCUGUGUGAAUCAGAGACACUCGCUGAACUCUACAGAAAAUCCGAGAAGCAAAGGCACACACUGCUCCAGGAAAAAGCCGAGAGCAGUGUAAAAGAGCAGUGUGUGUCACUAGGAGGGAGAAAGAUAAGACUGAGGCAGGACGGAGGAAUGGCAAUGAGUCGAGGCAGAUUCAAACGUCCCCUCCUGCUCCAGCUGAACAUAAAGGAUCUGUCCAUCACAAAAGAGUCUCUUUCGUUUGCCCUGAGGUCUAUGUACAGGUGUGAUGAGAGUCCUGAUCAGUGGAGCGAGGCCGUGCUCUGUACCGCCACCAUGCUGCGUCUGCCACAGCUAAAACAGAGGUGUCUGAAGGAGAUGAUAUCCAGCAUCAGCUUUUCAACAGUGUGUGACUUUCACAGAGUUUCCUGUAAGUACAAGCACACGAGUCUUCAGCAGGCGUGCGAGCGAUGGCUGGAGCUCUUUCUCGUAACCGAUCUGUCACAUCGCAUCCAACUCAGGGACUUGACGUUUGAGCUCUUGCACAAAACCCUGCAGAGCCCCAGACUGUUCACGAGCAACGAAUACGAGCUGCUCAGGACUGUGCUGUACUGGAUCUACCUGCAGUUUAACCCCCAAGAGCACACUCUGCCUUCUCACACCACCAUCAUCAGCUUCUUCUGCAGGGCUCCUGGGGUUUUUCUGGAGCAGCCUCUGGGACACAAGUACACUCCUCUUUUCCAGGCUCUUCGUCUACAUGGUAUCACAGAGCGACAGCACAUGGAGGAGAUGCAGAAGAUCAACGUGUUCCCUCACUCCUGGCUCCAUUUCACCUUCUCUAACCUCAUCUACUCUAUCCACAGUGGAGGCAACAUGCACAUCACCAACUUUUCCAAGCAGGCCGUCCGCUUUGGAAUGAUUGUCACCGAGGAACAUUGCACACACACAUUCGGGCUCUACGGCUUCUACUUCCUGCUCAGAGCUUCCCGGGUUGGAGAAUCGGAAGCAUAUGCAUUCACCAUAGAGAGGUUAAGACAUUGGGACCCUGCACUAGCUGAGAGCUGGAGGACAACGCAGCCAUUUAGCAUGAGACCGGAACGCUGUGUGCGCUAUAAGAUCAGCGUGCAAAGCCAUGCGUGUGGAGAAUGGCAGGAAAGGAGCAGCGGAGAACUCAAUCAAGUGUUUGGCUUGAGUAAACGCUGUUGUAGGAGCAAGGUGUUUACAGUCGACAGACUUUGUGUGCCUGCUAUGGUGACGCUUUCCCUCGCCUUCCCAUCGGCAUAAAUUAUUAACAAUAAUACGGAUGUUCUAAUCAGGAGUCCUCACUUCAUUUACCUGUGCUUACAUGAUACAUGCAGGAAUAAAACACUCAGUGUCCUGCUGUUACAGGAAAGCACUCAGCACUGUGGUGUGAUGGUGCAGAGAUACCACACUGAAGCUGAUUACUUUCCUGUAAAGCACAUGCCCAAGUGUUUUACUCCUGAUACAUCUUAGCAAUGUGACAACAAUUCAAUUUAUUCAUUAAAGAAUAAAAUAUGUUAAAAAAAUUAUAUAUUUAUUAUUCAUUCAUUCAUCUUCUACCGCUUAUCCGAACUACCUUGGGUCACGGGGAGCCUGUGCCUAUCUCAGGCGCCAUCGGGCAUCAAGGCAGGAUACACCCUGGAUGGAGUGCCAACCCAUCACAGGGCACACACACACUCUCAUUCACUCACACACUACGGACAAUUUUCCAGAGAUGCCAAUCAACCUACCAUGCAUGUCUUUGGACCGGGGGAGGAAACCGGAGUACCCGGAGGAAACCCCCGAGGCACGGGGAGAACAUGCAAACUCCACACACACAAGGUGGAGGCGGGAAUCGAACCCCCAACCCUGGAGGUGUGAGGCAAACGUGCUAACCGCUAAGCUACCGUGCCCCCCAUAUAUAUUUAUUAUAUUAAUAUAUAAAUAUUUAUUAUAUAUAUUUAUGGUAUUUAUAGUCACAUCCUGUGUGAAGUAAUUUGUCUUAACAACACUGCAGCUAUAAACAGUCCUUCCCUCUUCAGUGUCUCUUUUUCCUCUCUUGAAGAAAAUAC
Tachysurus vachellii is the source of this 2852-nucleotide messenger RNA. It is a transcript of the gene btbd16, whose product is annotated as BTB (POZ) domain containing 16. The record is from RefSeq and is a predicted model, not a curated record. The transcript is spliced from 16 exons. Lineage: Eukaryota; Metazoa; Chordata; Actinopteri; Siluriformes; Bagridae. The coding region runs from base 364 to 2064 and encodes 566 amino acids.